Rattus norvegicus (Norway rat) is the source of this 2731-nucleotide messenger RNA. It is a transcript of the gene Arhgef16, whose product is annotated as Rho guanine nucleotide exchange factor 16. Lineage: Eukaryota; Metazoa; Chordata; Mammalia; Rodentia; Muridae. The transcript is spliced from 16 exons. Gene Ontology annotation, molecular function: guanyl-nucleotide exchange factor activity. The record is from RefSeq and is marked provisional. The coding region runs from base 153 to 2282 and encodes 709 amino acids.
GCCGCCCUUCCGCGGCGCGCACAGAUUUGAAGAUUGAAACCGAGAGGUGGCGUCUUUAAUCAUUGAGGACACCAGGUUUCCAGCCCCCCAACAGGGCAGCUCCUGACAAGUGUGGAGGACCCCCAGUCACGGAGGCCUCCUCUGUCACCAGCAUGUCCCAGAGGCAUUCUGACAGCUCCCUGGAUGAGAAACUACUGGAGUACCGCUUCCACGCGGAGCUGCGACUCGACGCCAACGGGAACCCCGUGCCUGGACUCCCCAUGGUCCGGGGUUCCUUAAAAGCCAGAGCCAACGCUGCCUUUGAGCCCGAUGCCCCAGAAUCCUUACAGCCGCCACCGCCUGGAGAUGAGGAGCCUCGGCCCAUCAUCCUCAGCACACAAAGCCCUGCGGCCCUCAAGAUGGGCACGCAGCAGCUCAUCCCCAAGAGCUUGGCGGUGGCCAGCAAGGCCAAGACCAAGUCGCCCGCCCGCCACCAGAGCUUUGGGGCAGCUGUGCUCAGUAAGGAGGCCGCGAGGCGGACUCCUCAGCUCCUCCCAGCCCCCAGUUUCUCUCUGGAUGAUAUGGACAUGGACGCCGUCACAGGUGGGAACCUGAAACGCAACCUGAGGAACCAAUCCUACAGGGCAGCCAUGAAGGGCCUGGGGCCACCCAGUAGCAAGGAAGACUCAGUCCGCCUCGGCCCCAAGCUCCAGGCCCUCGCUGAGGAGGCUGCUCAGCCUCCUGCCCGGCACCCAGCCAAAAAUAAGAAAACUUGGAAACGCGCAAACAAGGGCUCGUUCAAAGAUGACCCCCAACUUUACCAGGAGAUCCGAGAGCGGGGUUUGAAUACUAGUCACGAGUCUGAUGAUGACAUACUGGACGAGCCCUCCAGCUCUGGGGGCACUCAGAGAGGGGACACCACCAUUGUGGUUAAGACCUAUCGCCCUGCUCAGCUCACCUGGAGCCAGCUCCCAGAGGUGCUGGAGUCAGGUAUCCUGGACACACUGUCAGUGGAAGAGCGGAAGAGACAGGAGGCCAUCUUCGAGAUCCUCACGUCUGAGUUCUCCUAUCUGCACAGCCUGAAGAUCCUGGUGAAUGAAUUCCUACAGUCCCAAGAGCUGAAGACCACCAUGACGCAGACAGAACACCACCACCUCUUCUCCAACAUCUCGGAUGUGCUGGCUGCCAGUCAGAAGUUCUUUGAAUCCCUGGAGCAGCGGCACAAAGCUCAGGUGUGUGUGGAGGACAUCAGCGACAUCUUGGAGGACCAUGCCGAGAACCACUUCCACCCUUACAUCGCCUACUGCUCCAACGAGGUCUAUCAGCAGCGCACCCUGCAGAAGCUGUCGAACAGCAACACAGCCUUCCGGGAAGUUCUGAGGGAGAUAGAGAAACUGCCUGCGUGUGGGGGCCUGCCCAUGAUCUCCUUCCUGAUUCUCCCCAUGCAGAGGGUGACCCGGCUGCCUCUGUUGACGGAUACACUCUGCCUGAAGACACAAGGCCAUCCCGAACGGUAUAAAGCCGCCAGCCGCGCCCUGAAGGCCAUCAGCAAGCUGGUGAAACAAUGUAACGAGGGGGCCCACAAAAUGGAGCGCACAGAGCAGAUGUACACACUGCACAUGCAGCUGGACUUCGGUAAGGUCAAGUCCCUCCCACUCAUCUCUGCCUCUCGCUGGUUACUGAAACGUGGAGAGCUCCUCCUCUUGGAAGAAUCCAGUAUCUUUAGGAAAAUUGCUAGCCGACCCACGUGCUACCUGUUCCUAUUCAAUGACGUCCUGGUUGUCACCAAGAAGAAAAGUGAGGAAAGUUACUUGGUCCAAGACUACGCGCAGCUAGACCACGUGCAGGUCAGGAAGGUGGAACCCUCGGAGCUCCCACUGCCAGGAGGCAGCAGCCGCAGCUCUUCCGUGCCCUACCCUUUCCAAGUGAACCUGCUACACAACAGCGAGGGCCGCCAGGAGCAGAUACUGCUGUCUUCUGACUCCGCGAGUGACCGGGCCCGGUGGAUCACAGCACUCAGCUACAAGGAGAGACAGUGGCAGGGCAUCAGCAACAAAGGAGAACUGCCCCAGGUGGAGGUCACCAAGGCAUACUUUGCCAAGCAGGCUGAUGAGAUCACACUGCAACAGGCAGACGUCGUCCUGGUCCUGCAGGAAGAGGAUGGCUGGCUUUAUGGUGAGCGGCUUCGGGACGGAGAGACCGGCUGGUUUCCCGAGAGCUUUGCUCACUGCAUCACCAGCCGUGUGGCCGUGGAAGGCAAUGUGCGCAGGAUGGAGCGGCUGCGGGUGGAGACAGAUGUGUAGCUGGACAGCUCGGAAGCCAAGCUGUGGCAGACACACCUUCAAUCCUCCAACCAGCAAGCCGAGCGGUCCUGCCUGCCCCCAGGAGUGGGCGGGGUUCAUCAUGGGACGCAGAUCCUUCUCAUGGGCUCACGGUUGAGUGCAGAACACUGAACUUGUAUACAUUCGCUUGCCUAAACACCUCUGAGGCAAGCUCCAGGGGCCCACAUUCUGGAAAGAGCCUUAGCCUGGCCUCUCACUGGACACCUGAGCUACACCAGCUAACAGUGAUACAGGACUGUUGCCUUCAUUGAAGACACCAUAGGGCCACCUGACAGCUGCACCCCUCCAUCCCAGGUGGGACCAAAAGGGGCCGGUGCUCUGAGAGGACAGUGCUGGUGACAGGUGACCUGAGGUACCAGCAGGGAUGUUGUGAUUUACAGAGUUCAAUAACAUUAAAAUAUUUCUUUUAA